Molecule: messenger RNA, 291 nt
Organism: Phytophthora nicotianae INRA-310
Lineage: Eukaryota; Oomycota; Peronosporomycetes; Peronosporales; Peronosporaceae
Exons: 1
Coding region: 1-291 (96 amino acids)
Source: RefSeq, a predicted model, not a curated record
AUGGAUGCUACCAUUUCGAACGGGGAAAAUACCGCUUCUUUCACCCUUUGUGAGUGUCGGGAUCAGUUUAAGGGGCAGUUUUGCUCGGUGUUGCGGUUCUUGGCCGUGCUUGAUGGUUCUUAUAGCAUUGACACGGGGUCUAUUGUAGACAUCGAGAUGGAACGUGAAGGAGAAGACAUCGACAUGGAAUGUGAAGAAAACGACACCAGUGGGCCCAAGCUUUUAACAGUUGAAGUGGAAGAGUGGGGUGGGUGGGGGGGGGGGCAGCGAAAACACCCCGAGCCGCUCUAA